Cyprinodon tularosa is the source of this 1825-nucleotide messenger RNA. RefSeq names its product deoxyribonuclease-1-like. The transcript is spliced from 10 exons. Gene Ontology annotation, cellular component: nucleus. Bases 87 to 1037 code for a protein of 316 amino acids. Gene Ontology annotation, molecular function: DNA nuclease activity. The record is from RefSeq and is a predicted model, not a curated record. Gene Ontology annotation, biological process: DNA catabolic process. Lineage: Eukaryota; Metazoa; Chordata; Actinopteri; Cyprinodontiformes; Cyprinodontidae.
CCACCCAGUUUUAAGUUUCAAACAGAGAGAAGAAGGACGGAAAGAGAAACAGCCUGAAAGUCCCUCUGCUGAAAGCCCCGUUUGCGAUGGCGUCCCUGCUGCUCCUCCUGCUCUCCUUCCUCCUGGGUUUGGCUGAUGUUCAUGGGGAAAACUUCCGGAUCUGUGCCUUCAAUCUUCAUAAUUUUGGGAACUCCAAAGCCAAUAAGGAAGCUGUUAUGACUAUUCUAGCUAAGAUUAUUAGCCGCUGUGACGUGUGUUUGCUGCAGGAGGUCAGAGACAGUAAAGGGACGGCUCUACCAAAGCUGCUUCAAGCUAUAAGAAGGUAUGACACCAGGAACCAGUAUACAUUGUUGGCCAGUGAGAGGCUGGGCAGGUCAGAGUCCUACCAGGAGCAGUACGUGUUCAUCUACAGGAGCAACACUGCGACGGUCAGAGAUCAGUAUCAGUACCCAGAUGAUCUACCAGGAGAUGAAGACGCCUUCUCCAGAGAACCUUUUGUUGUUCGCUUCAGAGCCCCAAAGACAUAUAUAAAGGAGUUUGCCCUCAUCCCUCAACACACCACUCCGUCUAACGCCACCAAGGAGCUGGAUGCUCUCUAUGAUGUUCUGCAGAAAGUACGAAAGAUCUGGAAAAUCGAGAACGUGAUGCUGCUGGGAGACUUCAAUGCCGACUGCGAUUACCUCCCCAAGAAGAACAGGAAACAUGUUCGCCUGCUGACGGACAGCAGCCUCCAUUGGCUGAUAGCAGAUCACAGUGACACCACCGUUCGCCUGAGCACAUCCUGCUCCUAUGACAGGAUUGUUGUUCACGGAGAAACGUUUAACAAAGCGGUUGUUCCUUCUUCAGCCAAACCCUUUAACUUCCAACAGGAGUACAGCCUGACAGAGGAACAGGCGCUGGAUGUGAGCGACCAUUACCCAGUGGAGGUCCUUCUGAAGGUCACUGGUUCCAGUGCCUUUAAUGGGAUCGUCUCCUUCACCAGUUACUGCACAGUGUUUCAUAGUUUCAGCUUUUUAAUCUUUCAUGUCUUAUUAUAGUAUCUAAAGAAUGAAUAAAUAGUCUGAGAUGUUUGUUUUUUUUUUUUUUACCUCUGAAGGAAUUUCAGGAAAGCUAAACCAAUUCUUCAUUAAACUAAAGCACCUUUUUUAAAACAACUUUUUUACUUUAGAAAAUGAUAGUGAAAAAAUAAUUAUUUCAUUAUUACAAAGUCACUUUAAAUUCACUAAGAUUGCGUAAAGUAUUUAUCUAAAACAAUCUGCUGAUCAUGUAAAAAAUAAAUGUUCUGCUGAUAUAUAUAUAUGGGUUUUAUAUUUCAUGUUCUUUGACAAUCAUGCAAGUUUUGUCACUUUUAUUAUACAAGUUUUCACAAAUGAAGCACUCUUAUUGCCUAAGCACUCUUAUUAUCUAAGUUUCUGUUUCCCUGAGAGCAUGAUAUCAUUUAUUUUUGUACUCACGAGCUCUCUGUGCCAGGCUCUGACCUUGAUGUAAUUUGUUUUUGGUUUCACGCCGGAAACAUAUUUUGGUUUCUGUAAUCAUGCGCUCCAGGCGUGAGAGGGAGCAAUCAUUUUCCUGAUUGGGUCAAAGAUUUUCCGUUGAAGUUUGGCAUAAAGGACGGGUGGUGGUUGGCACUGGCAGAGUCUGCUAGGGUUGCGUACGAACGCCUAGCUGCGCGGGUUGCUGCCUUGCCAGGGUCGACUGGCUCUCCGAUCCUUUGUGUCACGUUAAGAUGGACAAUAUAAUUUGUAUUCAUCACCGUGCCUUAGUUGAUGUGCUUGCUUUGCUGUCCUCUGUGGUGGAAUAAAACGACACAUUUUACUCUAGCAGA